This is a messenger RNA of Cephus cinctus (wheat stem sawfly), 1696 nucleotides long. RefSeq names its product tRNA (guanine-N(7)-)-methyltransferase. Gene Ontology annotation, cellular component: tRNA methyltransferase complex. The transcript has 7 exons. Lineage: Eukaryota; Metazoa; Arthropoda; Insecta; Hymenoptera; Cephidae. Gene Ontology annotation, biological process: RNA (guanine-N7)-methylation; tRNA methylation. The coding region runs from base 893 to 1639 and encodes 248 amino acids. The record is from RefSeq and is a predicted model, not a curated record. Gene Ontology annotation, molecular function: tRNA (guanine(46)-N7)-methyltransferase activity.
AUUUAUCUAUCAUUUCGAUAGGCAGCACUCGUCAAUCACUGUCAAAAACAGCGUAGCAGCCACCAAGAAAUUUUUGAUAAGACGACAUACGCAUAGACUAUAUGAAGAGUUCAAAUUUUUUUCGGAAUAAUAAAAACUGUCUCGAACUCUCACGAUUAGGCUAAGCAAGCGCAACUAGUGAACGUAACGCGUGUGCGCAUGCGCGAAUGGAUUGGCGCGCUCAGAAUUAGCCAGCCGUAUGAGAAAGUGUGUCGAGUAGACAAGAAAUAACGCGAAGAAACGAGUCUUUGCGCAAUCCUCAUUUUCGCGGACACUACUAGUAAUUAUUUCCAGAAGUGCGUGAAACCCAGUAAUCCUAAUAACCUUGAGAAAUCUUUGUGGUGAAUCGGUCGUGGUGAUUCCUCUAGUUAUUUGCUUGAUUGCAAGACGCCUCGUUGGGUUCUGACUCAACGAGAACAGAUUGUGAAUUAACUGACGUAAUCAAAUGCUCAACAGAUACGCGAACGUGUCACCAUACAAAGAGUUUGUAUAACGAGUUAUUUUUGACAGGAAGAAAGAAUUCACUAGUUGGGACAUUCAGAAUGAACCUUAAAAAUUAUACACUGACAGUACUGUAUUGGCAAACGCGUGUAAAUGAUCAGAACGGAAACGUAUCUGUCCUCUCGGUUGCUACUCUUGUGCGAAACUAAAGAAACUCAGCAGAUCUUUUCACUUGGGUCCUUAUCGACGCGAGAGACACCAGAUUGGUCAAAUUAAAACGUUAUCAGAACUCGGAAUAUAUUCGCUUAAGAAAGACGCUUACUAAACCGACUUUAAACAACGAGAAAGAACUGGAAAGAACUGAUUUGGAUUCAAGAGCAGCAGGACGCUUUUUGAACUUGCUCUAUUAAGGAUGUUGGCCCUACCGCAGAAAAAAUACUACAGGCAGCGGGCACACUCCAAUCCUAUUGCUGACCACUGUAUAGACUAUCCUUCUUCGCCAGAUGAAAUGGACUGGAGCUCCUUGUAUCCAGAGUUUUUUUUAACAACAGAAAGUCAAAAUGAAGAUGUGUCUACAAAGAAAGUAGAAUUUGCUGACGUAGGGUGUGGUUAUGGAGGGCUUUUAGUUACACUCUCUUCUAUGUUUCCUGAUCAUUUGAUUGUUGGGAUGGAAAUCAGAGUGAAGGUGUCUGACUAUGUUAUGGAUCGCAUUGCAGCAUUGCGUUCACAAUAUCCAGGCCAGUAUCAAAAUAUAGCUUGUUUAAGGACUAAUGCUAUGAAGUAUCUACCUAAUUACUUUCAUAAAGGACAGUUGAAAAAGAUGUUCUUCCUGUACCCAGACCCACAUUUCAAAAAAGCAAAGCAUAAAUGGCGCAUAAUUAAUAAAUCUCUAUUGGCUGAAUACGCUUAUGUAUUAGCAUUGGAUGCUGUGGUAUACACAGUUACCGAUGUAAAGGAUCUACAUGAAUGGAUGGUACAACAUUUCGAAGAACAUCCAUUAUUCGAAAGAGUUCCAGAGUCGCAGUUGAGUACAGAUCCCAUUGUAGAAAAAUUAUAUGAGAGUACGGAGGAAGGUCAAAAAGUGACAAGAAAUAAAGGUGACAAGUUCCUGGCCGUUUUUCGACGGAUUCCAGAUCGCUACAUACAACAAAUUAGUUAAUCUUAUUUUUUAAUAAAAUUUUUAAAUAAAGGUUUUCAUUCAUUGACUUUGUCAAAA